CAACAGGAACAUCUUCAACUGAGUUUCUCUCUCUUUCCCCACUUCACUGCUACCUUAAACCCACUGCAACUACUGCUACUAGUACUACUGCACUUUUAUCAUUCACUUCACAUUCUGUUCUGUUUUACUAUCCUUGGUGGUUUUUCUCACACCCUAUGGACCGUACUGAAAAGCAGCAGCAGCAGUUGUCCUUGAACAAGAGUACGCGCCAAAGAUACAAUGAAUGGAUUUUUCGGGAUGUACCAAGCGAUAUAACUAUAGAAGUGAAUGGAGGAACAUUUUCAUUACACAAGUUUCCUCUUGUCUCUCGAAGUGGGAGAAUAAGGAGGUUAGUUGCAGAACAUAGGGAUUCUGAUAUCUCAAGAGUUGAGCUUCUUAAUCUACCGGGAGGUGCUGAAUGCUUUGAGUUGGCUGCCAAAUUCUGUUAUGGUAUUAACUUUGAGAUAACAUCCACAAAUGUUGCCCAGCUAUGUUGUGUUUCUGAUUACCUUGAAAUGACAGAAGAUUUCUCAAAAGACAAUCUUGGAUCGCGUGCCGAGGAAUAUCUUGAUAGUAUUGUUUGCAAGAAUCUUGAAAUGUGUGUUCAAGUCUUGCAACAGUGUGAAAGCCUACUUCCUCUUGCUGAUGAGCUAAGAAUAGUUAGCCGCUGCAUUGAUGCAAUAGCAUCAAAAACUUGUGCAGAGCAAAUAGCUUCUAGUUUUUCGCGGUUAGAGUAUAGCAGCUCAGGGAGGUUACACAUGAGCAGGCAAGCCAAAUGUGAUGGUGACUGGUGGAUAGAAGAUCUUUCUAUUUUAAGAAUUGACAUGUAUCAAAGAGUCAUAACAGCCAUGAAAUGCCGUGGGGUUAGGCCAGAGAGCAUUGGUGCUUCCCUUGUGAAUUAUGCACAAAAAGAAUUGACAAAGAAAUCUUGCUUGUGGAAUCCAUCUAGCCAGACUAAAGUUGAUUCAAACUCAACUUUGCAUGAGAAGCUUGUGGUUGAGACCAUUGUAAGCCUUUUGCCUAUUGAGAAACUUGUUGUUCCAAUCAAUUUCCUUUUCGGGCUUCUUCGAAGUGCAGUGAUGCUUGAUUGUACAAUUGCUUCUAGACUUGACCUUGAAAGAAGGAUUGGAUCACAGCUAGAUGUUGCCACUCUUGAUGAUGUUUUGAUUCCAUCUUUCAGGCAUGCAGGUGAUACCUUAUUUGAUGUUGAUACAGUUCAUAGAAUCUUGGUAAACUUCUGUCAGCAGGAUGAUAGUGAAGAAGAUCUAGAAGAUGCUUCUGUUUUUGAAUCUGACAGCCCUCAUUCUCCUUCCCAAACUGCGUUAGUUAAAGUGUCCAAAUUAGUGGACAACUACCUUGCUGAAAUUGCCCCUGAUGCAAACCUUAAGCUUUCUAAGUUUAUGGUCAUUGCAGAAACCUUGCCAGCACAUGCACGCACUGUUCAUGAUGGCCUAUAUCGAGCAAUUGAUAUUUACUUAAAAGCUCAUCAAGGUUUAUCAGAUUUGGACAGGAAGAAACUAAGCAAAUUGAUUGAUUUCCAAAAACUCUCUCAAGAAGCUGGAGCACAUGCUGCACAAAAUGAGCGCCUUCCUCUCCAAUCAAUAGUGCAAGUUCUAUAUUUUGAACAAUUAAGACUUAGAAAUUCUUUGUCAAGUUCCUAUGGGGAAGAUGACCACAAGCCAAUGCACCAGUCAUGGCGCAUAAGUAGUGGUGCACUAAGUGCAGCAAUGUCUCCACGAGACAACUAUGCAUCAUUGAGACGAGAAAACCGUGAGCUAAAACUUGAGUUGGCUCGACUGCGAAUGAGAUUAAAUGAUCUAGAGAGGGAGCAUGUUUGCAUGAAGAGGGAUAUGGCAAAGUCCGGAUCUCGUAAAUUUAUGAGUUCUUUCUCCAAAAAAAUCAGUAAGCUUAGCAUCUUUGGACAUGGUUCUUCCAGAGGAUCAAGUUCUCCAUCUAGGAAUUCUCAGAGAACAAAUUCAAAGGUGAUUGAGAGAACCUGUGUUAGCACAGAGUAGAUAUACGUUUAACUGCUAUUUUUCUUUUGGUAUUUUUCACCCUACUCAUUCAGCAAACUGUAAGUUAUGCUCAUGGUGACAUUUUACUUCAUUUUGUUUAUAUUUUGUUCCUUUUUGGCCACUUUUAUGUUAGUUCAACUAGGAAGUUCCUCUUGCUUGCAGAUUAGCUUUGUUUGACUAUAUAUUAUGUAUAAAAUGUUGACAUGAAUGUGAAAUCAAAUGUUACUAAGUUAU
Messenger RNA from Gastrolobium bilobum, 2228 nucleotides. Its product is annotated as BTB/POZ domain-containing protein At5g48800. Lineage: Eukaryota; Viridiplantae; Streptophyta; Magnoliopsida; Fabales; Fabaceae. The coding region runs from base 156 to 1994 and encodes 612 amino acids. Gene Ontology annotation, molecular function: protein binding. The transcript has 4 exons. The record is from RefSeq and is a predicted model, not a curated record.